Messenger RNA from Fimicolochytrium jonesii, 1681 nucleotides. RefSeq lists its product as uncharacterized. Bases 180 to 1598 code for a protein of 472 amino acids. Gene Ontology annotation, molecular function: protein binding. Lineage: Eukaryota; Fungi; Chytridiomycota; Chytridiomycetes; Spizellomycetales; Powellomycetaceae. The transcript has 2 exons. The record is from RefSeq and is a predicted model, not a curated record.
UGACGCCACAGCUCCAACUGGUCUUGGAGAACGGAUAUCAGUCAGACCCAUCGUCAGUGACGGCGUUCUGGCGGGGUUUCGUCGAGAAUGAGAGCGUCAUUGCCGAGUUCCGCGCAUGCGUGUGGGAUGGGUCCAGGUGCAUAUACGGACCGGUUUCGACUGGAAUAGCUACCAGCUUGAUGGCCGGCAAUCUCUCCCUUUCGCCGAACUCUACCUACUCUGUCCGUGUGGAGGCGUGCAACGGAGCCGGUCUUUGGAGCGACCCUGCAUUCUCAAACGGUUUUAGGGUGGAUAUCACGCCACCCGUGCUGAAAGGGAUGAUUUUUGGGACAGGAGGUUCUAUUGCGAAAGCGUCUGUGACAGAAGAAAAGCUCAGCUGGACGUUCGUGGAUACGGAAUCGCCGGUUGUGGAAUAUAUGGUGCAGCUCGGUAGUUCCCCGGAAGGAGCUCAGAUCCUUCCGCUGACCUCGGUGGGACGACAAUCUUUCCUGCCCUUGAACGGACUUGAAUUCGCUCACAACUCCACGGUCUACGCGAUGGUUAUUGCCAGAAAUGCCGCAGACCUCAGAGGGGUCGGAACGUUUGGGCCCGUACUCAUCGACCUCACACCUCCUGUGUUGCAAUCUCCCGUCACGGCAAUGGACGGCAAUGACGUUGUCAAUGUUGUGGACAGCGUGCAAAUUAACGCGCGGUGGUCCUUCGUGGAUUGGGAAACAGAUAUCGUCGAAUACAAGGUCGCCCUUGGGAGUCCAUCUGACAGAGAAAGCUACCGAAACUUCGCGUCUGUUGGAAUGAACAGCAUGAUACGCAAUGUGACGGUGGAGGUUGUAGAGGGAGCGCAGAUGGUUGUGUCUGUCAUCGCGGUCAAUGCAGCUGGCUUGGAAGCCAAUGCUACAUCCCAAACUGUUCGAUUUACAAAAGCACCUCCCAGCAACUGCUCCAUCAUUCUGCUGGACGAGCAGUUGCGGGCUCUGACGGACGCCGCAAUUUACAAAGGCAUCACCUACUUGUCACCUCAAACAGACAUCAAGGCACAACUGUCUUGCUCGGCAGCCACGCUCGCUGACAUUGCAGACAUUUCCUUCCGCCUCGCGAAAGAUGGUGGUCAGAUGUUCGACUGGGUUCCGAUUGGCCCCCACGAUAUCUUGACGAUUGAGAGCGGCGGAUUACCGAAACUGGACACAAUGACUCUGGAAGUUCGGGCGAACAACGCCGCCGGUUUAUGGAGCGACUUCCGCUCCGCUCCGUUCAGGAUAUCCAGUCAACAACCGGUUCCUGGCGCCGUCACCCUCGAGUGGAGGAACGGCACCGACGCAGCGAGCGCCAAGAAUCUUGUGGUUGCGAUCUCAGCUUUCAAAGAUGCUAAUGCCCCGACAUACCCCGUCAAUCAUACGUUGGGAGUUUUUUCAAGCGAUAGUGUGGGCGCUUACAAUAUCUACAGCUUGGAAGCCUUGAAGCCCGAUUCGACGGGUAGCCUUGCCCCGGUGGUCAUUCCGGUGACUUCCAGUGCGAAAGGAAGGAACUUCACAGCAGUUGUGAGGGGUGUUGGCUUGCUAGGACUUGAGACCAGAGUGAUUACUAUGCUUCCGGGCGCUUGAUCGCUGGUGCACACACCAAUGCUUCAUGUUACGAAUAUUUCGAUUUUAGAUGACAUUUUGCGAACAAAAAUAAUAUUUAAUUA